Cetraspora pellucida is the source of this 813-nucleotide messenger RNA. The record is from the annotation of a GenBank genome assembly. NCBI's taxonomy places the organism in Eukaryota, Fungi, Glomeromycota, Glomeromycetes, Diversisporales, Gigasporaceae.
AUGAUCAGCACUGAGAAUCCUAAAUAUUCAAAAGAUUUAGUAUGCAAAGAAGCCCUUGAUGCAUGGAAUAAAAUUAAAUUAAAGCCCAAAAAUGAAAUUAAAAAUACCAUUGGAUAUCUCAUUAAAGAUGCUGCCUCUACUACCCAAUAUCUAAAUCUUGUCCAAUAUUUUAAUACUGCUACUUUAACUCAAAAUAAAAUAACUAAGAAAAUUGUUGUUCCUGGUGCACCACCAUCAAAUGCUGCACCCAAAUAUAAGCUAAUGAAUUGCAUACAGAACCUUAAACAAGUCCUCAAUAAUGAAGAUAAAAAACUGCAAAGCCUAAAAAAAAUUGCAAAUUACCAAUAUAAAUGUAAAGAAAAAAAAGAUCAAGAUUUAAAUAAGCAUCAGCAAGUUGUAAAAUAUGACUCGCCUGGGCACCCUUCUGUUCUGCACAAAUAUCCAGACUUAUUAGAGCAUAUUCAUAAAAGUAUAGAAUUCAGUGCUGCUAAUAGCAAGAGAAUAAAAGAAGUUAUUAAAGUCCAAACAGUUAAUCACUUACAGGAGGCACUGAAGUCAAAAUAUGAUAAACAUCUUUCUCAGUCUACUAAACAGAACAAUAUAUUCAGAAAGCCAGUUGUAACUGAAUACAUCGAUAUGAAAAGUAUCUCAGUUUCAGAUAAUAUAUCUUGGGAAUGGAUAGAGAUCUAUACAAGAAUCUGCAAAUACUCAUUAGAUGUAAAGAAAUGUAAUAACAUCAAAUAUUGCUCUCCUAAAAGAUGUAAGGAGGCUGCAAGCUAUCUUGCCUUAAAUGAUGGUUUUCUCUCUUCUUAA